Molecule: messenger RNA, 3597 nt
Organism: Diprion similis
Lineage: Eukaryota; Metazoa; Arthropoda; Insecta; Hymenoptera; Diprionidae
Product: protein jim lovell-like
Exons: 4
Coding region: 573-2480 (635 amino acids)
Biological process (GO): regulation of transcription by RNA polymerase II
Cellular component (GO): nucleus
Molecular function (GO): protein binding
Source: RefSeq, a predicted model, not a curated record
CGCCGCGAAACGAGGCCAAAGCCGAACCAAGAAAAGGCAAGAGGUUAAGGGGUUAACGACGGGUGGUGCUAGUUUAACCACGAUUGAGUCCUCAGGACAGGAAGCUAAACGAGCCAGGAACUUGCUUGGACUUCAUUUUCCACUAAACAAGUCUCGGCAAUCCUUCAAGUGCUGAAUUUCGGCGAAAAAAGAAGACAUUUUCGGUACAGUGAAUAACCGAAGCGAUAAGUGUAAAUUGAAAUACAAAUACACUCUGUGUGCGAAAUAUGAAUGCAUACGUGCGUUGAAAUGUGAUUUUCAACUGUUUCAAUAUUCGAUGCAACUAUGCAAGUGAUAAAAAUACAACCAAUCACAUCGGACCGUUGUAACUUACCACGAUUAUGGUGACUGCAUUAUAUUUGGCAAAAGUGACAGUUCUGUGACAGCUAGCGCCGCCCGUCAGACGCAACGAGCAUCAAAAGAAAACAUCCAGUACUUUAUAGCUUUAGAGAUCUUUUUCGAAUACAAAACACAAAACAGUUUUACCACUAUUGUCGCCUCAGAUUAUUGUUCACUAAACAUUCAUCGAGAAGAUGAAUGAAGCGGAAGAGGUUCAGCUGAACCUGAAGUGGGACAACUUUUCAUCUCACUUGGCGCUUUCCUUCGACUCUUGUUACGAGUCCCAACAGUUUGUGGAUGUAUCGUUGGUAUGCAAGGAUGGGAAGGUGAUUAAAGGUCACAAAAUGAUACUGGCCAACACUAGUAAGUUUUUUCGACGUUUGUUGACUGAAAAUGAACAUCCGCACCCAAUGAUCGUCUUGCAUAACAUCGACGCAGACGAUCUCAGGAGUUUGAUGACUUUUAUGUACUGCGGGGAGGUUCAAGUAUUUCAAAACGAUCUUAAAAAACUAUUAGAAAUAGCCGAUACUCUAGAAAUCACGGGACUACAGCAAAUUCAAGAAAUUGAUAGUCCUGCUGUUCGAUUUUGCGUAAAAAAUUUACUUGGCUCAAAUGGUGAGCACGAUCGAACUGAGGCUUCUGGAAACAAUACGGACUACGAAAGUAAUCUGAAUAGUUCGGCCUGCAAGCCUGCGUCUAAUCUUCUUAAAUAUGUCUCUAGCCUUGGUCAGAAAAACAAAUCAGAAUCUUCUCUUCAACCGUUCGAAAGUUCAAGUAAAAAAUUGCAAGAGCUGGCAAAGAAGCUCGAGAAAUGUUCAAGCAGCGUCGAAAGCUGGUCGUUUUUACAGCAGGCGCAAAACAGUAAUGGAACGAGAAUACAGGAAAUACCGAGUGACUGUGAUAAAAAAAAAGUCAAAAUAUCUCAGAACAGGGAAUCGGAUGGGUUGGAAUUCAAAAGUUCCAGUCAGAAACUCCAGGAGAUGGCUAGGCUUUUAGAAAACACAAAUCACCAGCAGACGGCUAAGCUUUUAGAAGACGUAAAUCAACAGCAGAAGCUGCAAGCUGACUUGUUAGAAGCAUCCAAAGAAGCUUGGGAGGGUCAAAAGAGAUCGUUGGAUACUGACAACGUCGUCACUGAACCUCCGCCUAAAAAAUUUAAUGCGAUGUCCAAUACUCUGAAUACUUCAGAGCUAGAACCGAAAGCUGAAAUAGCCGGGCAACUAUCCACAGUGCAAGAAAGCCUUCCAGGUCGUUCAGCCGACACCGAAGAUCUUUUACAAAACUGUGUCUUUAUCAAAGAUGAAGUUGAAGUUGCCACCGAAUGCAGUACGACGUCAGAUGUUGAUCUGGAUAAUUCACCAACAGACAACUUGCUCGCAAACAACACCGAUCGUUUGGGGCCAAGCAUGCUGGCUGCAGAGCUGCUUAAGGCUGUAGCGAAUAAAAGGAAAGAUUCCAAAAAAUUAUUUACCGCAAUUAGAGAGCUGACAUUUGAAGUGCAACGUCAAAGCUACGAAAUUCAAGAACUUCGUAAUUGUCUGCAGAGUCGUGGAUUUUUGAAAAUCGACACCAUUACUGUUAGAAGUUUCGCCGAAGAGUAUGGAAUAUCUUUACAGUUACAAACAGUUGAAGAGUUCAAAGACUUCGAUCUACGAUUAAAAAAUGAUGGAGAUUUUUGUGCAAAGUUUGUAUCCACAUUGGAGCAUCUUCUUGAAAAAGAAAUACAAAAGAGUAUAACAUCAAUAUUGAAAAGCUACGUCAGUAGAGACUUGGCGACAUCCUGCACUGCAAUAAGAAGAUCAAACGAUAAGAUGAUAUUCAAAGGCACUAAAUUUAACGAUUGUCUCUUUGCCCUCAUUUGCCAAUACCAUCGCAGGGAAAGAAAUGAACCUCUAACUGAAAAAGAAUACUACCAAGCACUCUCCAGCUGUCUAAGCAACGCCAAAGACUGGCAUGGAUUUCGUUCAGCUCGUAAAAACCAGAGUGCUGCCCUUCGUCGGACAGGGAAUGGAGAUAGAGACGAUGGAAGAAUUGAUUUGGGAUGUGGUGCCAAAGUUGAUGAAUGCGGUGAUCAAGACAGUAGAAAUACUGAACAUGAUUAAGAGUAAAAUUAGAUUCUCAAGAUUGAAAAUAUAGUGAAAGUGAAAGUUAGUGAAACUCAUACUUUUAUGUUUUAUAAUACAUUUUAUUUUUUAUCAUGUUGCAACAUCACUACAUUUUAAUUCAACCAAGAUCACUGUCUGAUCAUUGAGGAAUGUCUAUUAACAAAUAUUUUAGCAUCUCUCACCCGAGAGACAAAUUACCUUGUUUACAUUUGAUUCAAUCAAAACAAGACUGGAUUAUCUUUGAUCUUACAUCACUAAUUAUAAAUGAAAAUACGAAGCAAAGAAGGUUAAUCUGAGCCUACGAUUACAAUCAAAGUAUCGAAAAGCACAUGGAAGAGAGAAAGAUUAAUCCAAUACGAGAUCGAUGAUGAAUGUACGUGGAGACUUGAUCCUAGAAAGACUAAUUUUGCUAGAAAUUAUUAUAAAAUCGAAUUGUAACUUGUAAGAAUAAUGGUACUAGUAAGUAUUCUCAGUACUAGGGUUAGAUGAUAGGCAUGUACAAAUUUUAACUAAAUACUUUUCCAAAACACACACACGUAAAAGUACAUAGUAGGUAUAUAAAUUUACGAAUAGUUUUUCUGAUUCUUGACUAAUUAUAAGUAUCAAUUAUAAUACUAUAUAUAUACAGAGGUAUAUAUACUGACUAUACGUAUAUAUUACAUAGGAUUAGUAUAUGUUCAUAAAAUCGCAAUGAAACACUCCAAUGAUCACAUUGCUUUACUCCAGAACUUAAAGGAGUAAUUUAACAAGUAUUUAUAGGUAUCAGUGAACUCAGAUUUUUCUCAACCCAAAUUAUUACCCUGUAAUAAAAUUGAAGAACAAAUCUUUGGUUCAUGUUUAUAUUGCGAACUUCUAACAAACCCGUGUAACAUAAUUAUAGACGAUUGCAUUGCGCGAAAGCCCUGUAUAAUACAACAUUUUUAUGCACAAAUAAUUGAUAAUAUGUAUAAAACUGUACAUAUUCUGUAAGAUUGUUCUGUCUUUUAAUCUGUAAUGUAUGUACAUAUAUUAUAAAUCGUGUUUCUUUUUUAAGUAAUUCUCAGUGUAUUGAUAAUCCCACAUCGUUGCUUAAUAUUGUGACUCUGGUUUGAUUAAAUGCGAUCUGAUUUUUACU